Molecule: messenger RNA, 803 nt
Organism: Acomys russatus (golden spiny mouse)
Lineage: Eukaryota; Metazoa; Chordata; Mammalia; Rodentia; Muridae
Gene: Ccer2
Product: coiled-coil glutamate rich protein 2
Source: RefSeq, a predicted model, not a curated record
AUGCAGCUCCGUGCACCCACCUCGGCAGCGCUGCUGCUGCUGCUGCUGGGGGCUGCCUCCCCGGCUCCCCUGGCGCUCAGACCCUCCAAGGAGGAGCUAACCCGCUGCCUAGCGGAGGUGGUCAUGGAAGUGCUCACCCAGGGCCAGGCCCAGAGAGGCCCCUGCACAGCUCUGCUCCACAAAGAGAUAUUUGAGACAGAGCCCUGCGGCUGUGUGUCCCCCGAGGAGAAGAGGUUCACCAAGCAGGAGGCCGGGAAGAUGAGGUCCAGUCAGGACAUAAGGCACGAGGAAGAGGAGGAAGCGGCAGAGGGGACCCACAGGUCUGAGGUGCAGGAGCAGGCGGUCCACACACAGCUCCACAGCCACCUUCACCAGGAGGAAGAGGAGGACGACAGAGAGGAGGAGGAGGAGGAGAGCCAGCCAGGGAAGACCUUUGAGCAGAUGUCGAAGCAACAUCUGCAGGGUGCCAGGGGCCCCCAGAAGCGGGUGGCUGAGAAGGCUGGUGAUGAGGAGACGGCCCAGUUUCAGGCAGAGGAGAAGGGCCUGAAGCCGCUGGACGGAGGCCACAGUCGGUGGCAGGGAACCGAGAGGGCCGAGGGAGAGAGGCACGAAGCGUCCUCCAACCGUCGGCACUACCUGGAGCAGCCGGGCAGCAAGGCCAAGCAGGAGGAAGAGGCGGAGGAGCAGCAGGAACACGGUAUGGAGCAGCUGGAGCGCAUGCAGGACCAGCUGAAGAGGGCCACCGCCAUGCUAGGGGAGGCUCUUGGGAGAGAAGGCUGACCCCUGUCCACUCUCUUCCUUUC